AUGGAGCACCGCAUCGUGGGGCCCGGCCCGUACCGGGCCACCAAGCUGUGGAAUGAAACAGUUGAGCUUUUUCGCGCUAGGAUGCCCUUACGGAAACAUCGCUGUCGUUUUAAAAGUUACGAACACUGCUUCACGGCGGCUGAAGCCGUGGAUUGGCUGCAUGAGCUGUUGAGGUGCAGUCAGAACUUUGGCCCCGAGGUGACACGUAAGCAAACAGUCCAGCUGCUGAAAAAAUUCCUUAAGAAUCAUGUUAUUGAAGACAUCAAGGGAAAAUGGGGUCAGGAAGAUUUUGAAGACAAUCGUCACUUGUACAGGUUUCCUCCUUCCUCACCCCUGAAACCAUAUCCAAAGAAGCCUACAUACCAAAAAGAUGCUAUAAAAUUUCCAGAAUGGAAUGACCCCCCACCAGGGACUUCACAAGAGAACAUCCCAGUGAGGCCACUUGUGAUGAACUCUGAGAUGUGGUUCAAGCGUCACAGUAUUGCUAUUGGAGAGGUGCCGGCCUGCCGUCUUGUCUACCGCAGACAGCUGACGGAGGCCAAUGUAGAAGAGAUAUGGAAGUCUAUGACAUUAUCAUAUUUACAGAAAGUCCUUGGCCUGGAUUCUUUGGAAGAAGUCUUAGAUAUUAAACUGGUCAACUCCAAGUUCAUCAUCCAUAAUGUAUAUAGUGUGAGCAAGCAGGGAGUUGUCAUCCUUGAUGACAAGUCAAAAGAACUUCCUCAUUGGGUACUGUCAGCUAUGAAGUGUCUGGCAAAUUGGCCUAAUUGUUCAGAUUUGAAGCAGCCUAUGUAUUUAGGAUUUGAAAAGGAUGUCUUUAAAACUAUAGCAGAUUACUAUGGUCACUUGAAAGAGCCUCUACUUACAUUUCAUCUUUUUGAUGCCUUUGUCAGUGUAUUAGGUUUGUUACAGAAAGAGAAAAUGGCUAUUGAAGCAUUUCAGAUUUGCUGCCUCCUCCUGCCACCUGAAAAUAGGAGAAAGUUACAGCUGUUGAUGAGGAUGAUGGCAAGAAUCUGCCUAAAUAAGGAGAUGCCACCCCUGUGUGAUGGCCUUGGUACCCGAACACUGAUGGUUCAGACAUUUUCCCGUUGCAUCUUGUGUUCCAAGGAUGAAGUAGACUUGGAUGAGUUAUUAGCUGUGAGGUUGGUGACGUUUCUAAUGGACAAUUACCAAGAGAUUUUGAAAGUCCCUUUGGCCUUGCAGACCUCCAUAGAGGAGCGUGUGGCUCAUCUACGAAGAGUCCAGAUAAAAUACCCAGGAGCUGAUAUGGAUAUCACUCUAUCUGCUCCCUCAUUUUGCCGUCAGAUCAGUCCAGGGGAGUUUGAAUACCAGAGAGCAUACGGCUCUCAGGAACCUCUGGCAGCCUUGCUGGAAGAAGUCAUAACAGAUGCCAAACUCUCCAGCAAAGAGAAGAAGAAAAAACUGAAGCAGUUUCAAAAAUCCUAUCCUGAAGUCUACCAAGAACGAUUUCCUACACCAGAAAGUGAAGCACUUCUGUUUCCUGAAAAACCGAAACCGAAACCACAGCUCCUGAUGUGGGCACUAAAAAACCCUUUCCAACCAUUUCAAAGAACUAGAAGUUUUCGGAUGUAG
Molecule: messenger RNA, 1590 nt
Organism: Puma concolor (puma)
Lineage: Eukaryota; Metazoa; Chordata; Mammalia; Carnivora; Felidae
Gene: DEPDC1B
Product: DEP domain containing 1B
Biological process (GO): positive regulation of Wnt signaling pathway; intracellular signal transduction
Source: RefSeq, a predicted model, not a curated record